AUGUUCAAGUUACAAGCUAGCCUGUUGCCAUUGGCAUAUGGCAUCAUUACAAUGUCAUCAUUCAUAUUGACAUUGAUCUUUGCCUACUACCUGCACUUUGCCCGUGUGACCAGAACACAUUGUGGACUGUACGAGUUCCUGCCAUCAAUCUCAUCGACCAUUGGUGACUUCUCACCAGAGAUGAACAUAUACCGCUACGGAAUGGCCCUGACAAGUGGCCUGCGUCUCGGCACCAUCUACCUCAACCACUACCUGGCACACGAGGACCGUCAGACUCUGCUCUUGCAGUCCAGUCACUUUGGACCAUCUGUGCACGAGUCUGUACGCAAGCUUGACUGGCUCAUCCCAGUGUCCACCGUGCUCGAUGUGCUGCGCGUCUUUGCCGCUGGAGGUUGGAUCUACAUCUCGUCGUCGGAGCACCUCUUUGCCCAUCAGAUCGGCUUUGUCAGCUACGUCAUCUUCUCGUUCGCCUUUAUGUACACACACAGUGCCGUGCUCUACCACACACGCAUCAAGUUCAAGUACAACGCUCAAGGCAACCGUAGUCUGAGCAGCUUGCUCCUCACCAGCUACAGCUCCAAGACCCAAAAGGACAUUUUCUCAUGGAAGUGGAAGGUCAUCCUUGGUAUCACUCAUUUCCUCCUCUUUGUUGGCUCCCUCAAGUACUUUGUUGAUCAUACAUUCUACUGUGUCUACUUGUCAUAUAGCAAGUACUCGAUAUUCGAAUGGCUGUUGGCGUUUACCAACGUUGGCUAUGAUACAUUGACGUUCCUGGAGUUUGAUGGUCUAUACUUUACACUUCACAGAGACAAGAAGGACUUUUAA
Acytostelium subglobosum LB1 is the source of this 825-nucleotide messenger RNA. RefSeq lists its product as hypothetical. The transcript has 2 exons. NCBI's taxonomy places the organism in Eukaryota, Evosea, Eumycetozoa, Acytosteliales, Acytosteliaceae. Bases 1 to 825 code for a protein of 274 amino acids. Gene Ontology annotation, biological process: GPI anchor biosynthetic process. The record is from RefSeq and is a predicted model, not a curated record. Gene Ontology annotation, cellular component: endoplasmic reticulum membrane; Golgi membrane.